GAAUGCCAACUGCGAAGUGGUCCAGCAUGAGGAUUACAUCGAAGUUGUCACGACAUGUGAUGUCGACCCAGGGGAAGAGCUGUUGAUCUGCUACGGGCACUUUUCCAACUCAGAGUUGCUAUACAACGCAGGUUUUACGUCCUGGCCGAACGACUUUGAUUGCAUCGUGCUGGACUCCGCUGACCUGCAGGCCGCAGCUGCGGAAGUCUGGAGAGCCCGCGGCGGUCAGAUCUCCGGAAGAAGCCUGGAAGAGUUGGAAAGCGGCUUCGAGGUGAAGCUCUCUGCAGCUGCGCCACUCCUUGGGCGGGGCGUGCCCUCCCGCGCCGUGACCUUGCUGGCAGCGCUAAUGCUACCAGAGGAGAGAUGGCAGAUCCUCCUACAGAACGACGAAGGCCUUGGCGGCGUUCAUGACCUUUGGGCACAGAACUCUGAGGAGGCGUCUUGGCUGCGAUCUUUGGUCGCAUCUUGCGUCCUCAGCGCUCUGGAAGAUACCGUGGCGCCGCGCUACGACGCCACCUCCUUGGACUUCGACUGUGAGGCGCUGCGGCACGCUGAAACUUCCUUGUCCGGCAGGUCACAAGCGUCGCCGCUGCCCACUGCUCUACUUCGGCGCGUGAACGCCCUUCGGGUCCGGGUAUCCGAGCGCCAGACGCUUCGCAGGCUAUCCGCGGCCCUGCGUUCGAGGAUCGCGCCGGCGGGGCAG
Messenger RNA from Symbiodinium pilosum, 703 nucleotides. The record is from the annotation of a GenBank genome assembly. NCBI's taxonomy places the organism in Eukaryota, Dinophyceae, Suessiales, Symbiodiniaceae.